AUGAAUUAACUUAUAGGUAAUCAACCGGAAUCAGACUAAGGUGCUAUUGAAGCUUCUUUCCCAGGGGAAUACAAAAAUUUUGCUCCAAUUGGAAGAGGUUCUUAUGCAAAAGUGUAUAGAGCGGAAACAGAAAAAGGAGAAUUGGUGGCUAUAAAGGUGAUCGAUUUGAAAAAUAUGUAAAAGGAGAUAAUACCUUAUAUGCAAAAUGAGAUGAAAUUAUUGUCAGAGAGUGACAAUAGAAAUGUGAUUAAAUUGUUUAAGAGUAAUCAAAAUAGUUAGAAAUUAAUUUUAAUUCUGGAGUACUGUUACUUAGAUGUUGAAUUUAUGGUGAAAAGAUUUUAUAAAGGAAAAUUGCCAGAUGAAUUAGUCUUGAUUAUAUUGAGAUAGCUAGCAAAUGGAUUAUCCUACUUACAUAGGAAUAAGAUUAUUCAUAGAGACUUGAAAUUAGAGAAUUUCGCUGUUUAAUUGAGCUAAGAAGAUUAGAAUGCCUUAUAGACAAGAAAUGAUAUUAGUGUAUUUGAGAGAGCAACCUAUAAAUUGAUUGAUUUAGGAUUGGCGAAGAAGCUGGGAGAUCUUUAGAGUUAAACAAGUACUUGGGCAGGAACAGAACUAAAUAUGGCUCCUGAAAUAUUAAAUGAAUAAAAGUACUCAUUCUAAGCCGAUAUGUACAGUCUUGGAGUCUGUCUAUAUUACAUGUUAGUGGGUAAAUACCCCUAUUUCGAUCCAACAAAUAGAACUCCUCUAUAAGAUUUAAUUAAAAAGGAGAAUGCUGAUUUAAAUUAGAUUGCUAAUCUUUAAUUGAGAGAAUUGAUAAGAAAGAUGCUUAAAUUCGAUCCAAAACAAAGACUUUCAUUUUAAGAAUUAUAUCAACAUGAAUUUUUCAAGUAUAGAGAAGGGGAUUUAUCUAAUCCAAUUGAUUUAGAAUUAAAUUAAAAUUAAGUCAUUUAUUCUGGAAAAAUAGAAGAGUCCAUUUUAGAUUACGAAGAAAAACAAUUUAAGAGUAUAAUUCAAUAAGAGAAUGAAGGCAACUUUCAGAAUGAAAAAUAAUUGUAUCAAGAUGACCCAAAUAAAUAUUCUGGAUUUGAGAUAAAAACAUAACCAUAAAUAACACUUUAAGAUGAAGGAUAAGCAAAGUAAUUUUCUGAACCGGAUGUAAAGAACAUUUUUCCAACCAGCAAGUUUGAUCCUUAAAAAAAACAAAAUGAUUAAAUCAUGCAACUAUACCAUAUAAGAAAUCAAUAUAUAGCAAUUUUGAAAUUGGCUGAAUAUCUUGAACAAAUAAUACCUUUAGUUAAAAAAUCUAAGCUUGAUUUCAUAACUAUGGAAUCAAAGUUUUCAAUGUAUAUAGAGUAUCUAAAAAUGGUUGCUAAAUAAUUAUUCAUAAAGUUGUAAUAAAGAUUCCAAUUCUUUUAAUAAUCCUUAGGGUCUUAUGAUAGAUUUUAGUUAUUGAAAAAGUAAGUAGAAAACGAAGAUCAUCCCAAACUUCUACAGGUUCAAGUUAGAGAAGGAGAUGCUUAGGGUUGGAUGUCAUGGUUAUCAAAAAACGUAAUGAAGAAAAUUUAAUGUGAACCUUAUGAUUCAGCCAACUUUAAUUAACAAUACUAACAAACCAAUAUUGAAUUGUAUAAAGAAUUGCUGAAGAUGUUACAAGAUACAUUUUUUAAGUAUUAGGAUGAUUCUGAUCCUAAAUUAAAAAGAAUUAAAUGUUUACUCUACUUAUCCAUGAUAAAUACUGCUAGGUCUAGAGUCCUAUUCUAAGUGGAACUAUAAAAUGUAGAUUAUAAAGCAGAAGAGCUCCUAUUAACAAAGGCUCGUGAUGAACCAGAUUUACUUUCAGAAAAAGUAACUGCAAUCUUAACUUAAUUUAACUUGUUAUAUAACUGA
Paramecium tetraurelia is the source of this 1884-nucleotide messenger RNA. RefSeq lists its product as uncharacterized. The transcript is spliced from 4 exons. Gene Ontology annotation, molecular function: ATP binding; protein serine/threonine kinase activity. The record is from RefSeq and is a predicted model, not a curated record. Gene Ontology annotation, biological process: peptidyl-serine phosphorylation; autophagy; autophagosome organization. Gene Ontology annotation, cellular component: autophagosome; cytoplasm. Lineage: Eukaryota; Ciliophora; Oligohymenophorea; Peniculida; Parameciidae.